AUGUCAAGCACGCAAAUGACAGUCGAUAAAGAAGCACAAUACGAUAGACAAUUACGAUUAUGGGCUACUUCAGGACAGCUGAAUUUGGAAAAUAGCCACAUAGCUUUAAUCAAUGUUAGUGCCACAGGGUGUGAAGUAUUGAAGAAUUUAAUAUUACCCGGGAUUGGAAAAUAUACCAUUAUUGACGAUAGAAUAGUAACUCAUGAGCAUCUAUCGUCAAACUUUUUUCUCAAAUUGAAGGAUCUGGGCAAGAAAUUGGCUCAUUGUGUCAAGACAAAUUUAAAUGAAUUGAAUGCCGAUGUCGAAGGUUUUGCAAUUGAGAAAUCACUUGAGCAAAUAUUGGAAUAUGAUAUUGAAUGCAAAUUUUGGGAUCAAUUUCACUGUGUUAUUGUUAGUAACUAUACUCCUAAAUUGAAAAAUUUGAUUGAUAUACUUUGGGACAAACAUAUUCCAUUGCUUGUGGUUAAUACAGUGGGAUUCUAUGGUUCAUUAAACUUGAUUGCAAAUGAAACUACCGUGAUUGAAACCCAUGAUCCUUCAAAAUUAUUUGAUUUAAGAAUUGAUCAGCCAUGGCCAGAAUUGCAACAAUAUGCUGAUUCGUUCCAAUUAGAUGAAUUAAAUGAUCAAGAUCAUGCACAUGUUCCAUAUAUUGUCAUUUUUAUCAAAGCAUUGCAAUUUUGGAAACUUAAUCAUAAUGGUCAACCGCCAUCUACUUAUCAUGAAAAGAAGUCAUUCAAGAGUUUAAUUGAAUCGAUGUCAAGAAAUAUCAAUUUGGAAACGAAUUUCAUUGAAGCUUUACAAUCAUGUCAUCGAGCUUUUCAAAAAACGGAGUUGCCUCAAAGUAUAAAAGCUCUAGUUGAAUCUAUAGAUUCUAAACCAAUUGAUGUGAAAACGUCCAUUUUCUGGAUUUAUAUUGCUGCAUUGAGAGAUUUCCUAAAAUUGAAUAAUAAUAUCCUUCCUUUGCCUGGAAAACUACCCGAUAUGGCAUCAGAUACUAAAAACUAUACAACAUUAUCACGACUUUACCGUAAAAAGGCACUCCAAGAUCAACAACUUUUCACAGAACAAGUUUACAAUAUACUAGAUCAAAUUGGUAGACCGCGAGAGUCAGUUACCACUGAAUCAAUAGCUACAUUUUGCAAAAACACACAUUUAUUAUUCGUCACUACAGGAUCAAAAAAUCUAAUUAAUGACUCACUAUUGGCUAAUCUUAACUCGUCAUGUAAUUUCACAGACAAUGGAGAAAGCACCGCCCCUACUACCGAAUCAGAUAUGAUUUCCAUCUAUGUGGCAAUUUUGAGUUUCAAUGCAUACAUCGAACAAUACAAAGUGCCACCAACAAUUGAUGAUUUCCAUGAAUUUAUCUCCGUAUAUCGAUCUAAGGUAUUGAAAUCGAAUGCAGCUACAUCCACAACAACACCAAGAUCACAAAUUCAACCUUCAACAUUGGAUGUUUUCAAGGAAAUUCUAAUGCAUAAUUCAACCAAUUAUCCAAAUUUGAGUAGUUUAAUGGGUGGUGUUGCCAGUCAAGAGAUUUUGAAAUUGACUACGGCUCAAUACAUACCUUUGGAUAAUUUAUUCAUAAUUGAUGGGAUUAAAUCAAGUAGUGAGCGAUUUAAAAUACAGUAA
Lodderomyces orthopsilosis Co 90-125 is the source of this 1629-nucleotide messenger RNA. RefSeq lists its product as uncharacterized. The transcript has a single exon. Bases 1 to 1629 code for a protein of 542 amino acids. Gene Ontology annotation, biological process: protein neddylation. NCBI's taxonomy places the organism in Eukaryota, Fungi, Ascomycota, Pichiomycetes, Serinales, Debaryomycetaceae. Gene Ontology annotation, cellular component: cytoplasm. Gene Ontology annotation, molecular function: NEDD8 activating enzyme activity. The record is from RefSeq and is a predicted model, not a curated record.